UGUCCGGGCUCCGGCGGCGGCGGUGGCGGCGGCGGUCGGUGCUGCGCGAGCGGUGGCGGCGGCGGCUCGGCGGGACCGAGGGCGGGAGCGGCCGAGACCAUGGCUGGAGGCAAAGCUGGAAAGGACAGUGGGAAGGCCAAGGCUAAGGCAGUGUCUCGCUCACAGAGAGCUGGGUUACAGUUUCCCGUGGGCCGCAUCCAUAGACAUUUGAAGACUCGCACCACAAGUCACGGAAGGGUCGGUGCCACUGCUGCAGUGUACAGUGCCGCAAUUCUGGAGUACCUCACUGCUGAGGUGCUGGAGCUGGCAGGUAAUGCUUCCAAGGAUCUCAAAGUUAAGCGGAUCACUCCGCGCCACUUGCAACUUGCAAUCCGUGGUGAUGAAGAGUUGGAUUCCCUUAUCAAGGCUACCAUAGCUGGGGGUGGUGUGAUCCCUCACAUCCACAAGUCUCUGAUUGGAAAGAAGGGACAGCAGAAAACUGCUUAGAGGUUGUUUUAACCAACCCUCUUCCUCCCCGUCAUUGUACUGUAACUGGGACAGAAGAAAUAAUGGGGACAUGUGGAAUUUUUAAAACAGUUAAGUGGAAAAGCAUAGACAAUUACUAUAGACAUGAAAAAGAAACAUUUGUAUGUUCUUAGACUCGAAGUUUGAUAAAAAUACCUUUUCAUGUGGCAACAGUUGUGUGUUGAUUGGCUAGGUUUCUCCCGUGUGUUUUAUACAAAAAUGGAAUUGAUAAACCAUUUUUUAAAAAAAUAAUUUGUCUCAAAACCGUUCUGUUUGUGCUGUGUUGAAAAUAUUUUGCUCAUACUUAAUUAAAUUUCAAAUUGGUUAUAUAUUCAGAAAAAUCUUAAGACAGAAAUUGGGAAUCUACUUCUAUCAUGAUUGAUACCAUAUUAUAUUGAAUCUUGGCUGCCACCUGUUAGUAGUAGGCACCAAUUGUUUUACAUACCACUAAAGAAAAAAACUGCCAAUUAAACCAUAAUAUGCCAUCAAUUAUGAGAUGCAUCCCAAUUUCAGAGAUGUUAGAGUAUGAAAACAUGCAUUUAGAGUUGAUGAAAUAGGAUAGUGGAAUUAUUUGAAUUAUUUAACGAGCACUUACUAUGUGGUGAGCCCUAUGCUAAGCGCUUUAUUGAUGAAGAAAUUUUAUUACCCCCAUUUUAAAGAUGUAGAACCUGAGGCUCACAGAAGUUAAAUGGCCUGCCAGAAAAACAUUUAUCUAAUAGAUAGAAAAGGGCAGAACUAGGAUAUAAAUCUAGAUUUGGCUGACUCCAGAGCCCACACCCUUACCUAGAAUUGAAGUUAAGGUUAUCAAAGUGGUCUGCUUUUGGCUUAAAAUUCCAGCUUUUAGUGAUCUUUUAUUGAUACAGUAACAUUCAGUAAUUUGUACAAUAUUUUAAAAAUUAUUUUUCUUUGUCAGUUUCUAAGUAACUUGUAAGAUUUAAGUUAAUGUAUCAGUUAACAGUCCAUCAGAAAAUUAUAUUUUUCUGGAAGUCUGGAAGUCUUCAUUAAAAAUGGAAAUUCUUUAAUGUUUUAUAAUACAACAGUAUCAAAACAAAACUCUCAUUUUAAAAAACUUAUUUUAUUAUGGAAAUUUUCAAAAAUAAAGAGAAUAGUAUAAUGAACCCCUGUGUACUCAUCCUGCAACUUCAGCAGUUAUCCUGUGGUCAGUUUUGUUUUACCUGUAUCCCCAACCUGAACCCUCAUCCCAGUUGAUUGGUUUGAAUCCCAUUCCAGGCAUGAUUUAUUUUCAUGUCCACAUACUUAAGCAUGUGUCUCUAAAGAUGGGGUACUUUUUAGACCAUAACCACAAUACCAUUGUCUUAAGACAGCUAACAUUUUAUAAUAACAAAUAUCCAGUCAGUAUUCAGAUUUCUCUGAUUGUUUCAUAAUUUUACAGUUGGUUUGUUUGAAUCAGGAUCUAGACACUAUGUCUUACAUUUUACUGAUAGCUCUUAAAUUUCUUUUUAAUCUGUAGGUUUCUUUUUUAUUAUUAUUAUAAUUUAAUUUUUGAAGAAACUGAGUUGUUUGUCCUAUAGGAUUGUCUCUAAGUGGAUUUUACUGAAUCUUGGCACAUAUUUUGAAGAAGCUUCUAUAUUGAAAGGAUCUACGAUUAUCCAUGUGUUGUGAAGUUUUAGUAGUUUUUAGAAACCAAAGAAGGAAUAGAAAAGAAGGCAAAAUAACCUAUCAGAGAAUAGGGUCUUUUACUCGAGUUUUGUAGAUAAUUGCUUCAGAUAUCUGUUUCCUUUUGGUAGUGUAAUUAUUUGCUUCCUACUGUGUUCCCAGGAUUGUAUUUUUGUUUUCUGAUGGAAAAAAAAUAGAACAACUGGGCCAUGUGCUCUGGACCUCACCCCCACAUUUGGUCCAUCUUGCUUCACCUAUACACCCCUUCCUCCCGCUGGCUUUUUUUAAGCAUGUCACAGCCAUCCUACUAUAUCUGUAAUACCUUAAUAUAUAACUCUAAAAGAAAGCUUUAAAAAGAAGGCUUUUUAUAUUUUAAAAAGACAGUACCUCAUUGUGGUUUUGAUUUACAUUUCCCUGAUGAUUAGUGAUGUUGAGCAUCAUUCCAUGUACCUGUUGUCCAUCUGUAUGUCUUCAAACAAAUGUCUAUUCAGAUCCUCUGUCCUUUUUUUUUUUUAAUAUAAAUUUUAUUUACUUAUUUUUGGCUGCGUUGGGUCUUCAUUGCUGCGCGCAGGCUUUCUCUAGUUACAGUGAGUGGGGUGCUACUCUUCUCUGCGGUGCACA
Messenger RNA from Kogia breviceps (pygmy sperm whale), 2742 nucleotides. It is a transcript of the gene H2AZ2, whose product is annotated as H2A.Z variant histone 2. Gene Ontology annotation, molecular function: protein heterodimerization activity; DNA binding; structural constituent of chromatin. The record is from RefSeq and is a predicted model, not a curated record. NCBI's taxonomy places the organism in Eukaryota, Metazoa, Chordata, Mammalia, Artiodactyla, Physeteridae. Gene Ontology annotation, cellular component: nucleosome; chromatin. Gene Ontology annotation, biological process: heterochromatin formation.